AACUCACUCAGUAACCUACAAACAAUACCCAUUACCACCCAUCGACUCAAACUCAACCAUCCACAAAGAAUCAACUUCAAUCAAACCGAAUUACCCCAAAGAACAAAAUAAGAUGUGUACCUACAUCUACACCAUACACACGGCCUGCAUGCACAAGCAGUACCAAAACAUGAUGGAGUGCGUCCGCACCCGCACCGGCGACAGCACCACGCGAUUCGGCACCUACAGGACCCUCCACGGCGAGCUCACUCUCAACAUGCCUGUUCAUUUGCCCGAGAAGGAGCCCUUUGACAUUCCGCUCCGGGAGUGUCGCGCUCGGCCCCGGUUUGCCACGCGCCCCGUGUCUGGGCUGUGUGGUGCUUGUAAGAGGGCGGAGAGGGAGAAGCGGGCUGCUGAGGCUUUGGAAGCUGAGCGAAUGGCGGGGGUUGCCGAUAUGCCGGCGGGUGUGAGAACCAGCAUCAUGGGGUUGGAGACGCUGGUUGCUGCCACCAAGAGGAUGGAUCUGGAGGAUUGAGAGCUACCCAAUACAGCUCGAAAUCUCUUCAGCUAAUCCUCUUGGGGGCAGCAACUGGCCAUGGAGUUUGGAGGAGUGGUUUAUAAAGGCGU
This is a messenger RNA of Colletotrichum acutatum, 606 nucleotides long. RefSeq lists its product as uncharacterized. The transcript has 2 exons. The coding region runs from base 113 to 514 and encodes 133 amino acids. The record is from RefSeq and is a predicted model, not a curated record. Lineage: Eukaryota; Fungi; Ascomycota; Sordariomycetes; Glomerellales; Glomerellaceae.